AUGCUGAAGUAUGAGCUUUUGAAUGUGAUAGGCGAGGGGGCCUAUGGCACGGUCUACCGCUGCAAGCACCGGGAGUCGGGCAGGGUGCUGGCCCUCAAGGAGUUCAAGGACUCGACCGAGGACGACUUGGUCAGGAAGACCACCAACCGCGAGCUGAAAAUGCUGAGGGCCUUGCGACACCAAAAUAUUGUUGAAUUUCGGGAGGUCUUCAAGAACAAGGGUGGAAUGGUGUGCCUAGUGUUUGAGUACGUGGAGAACAACCUGCUGGAGGUGCUAUAACUGGCGAAGAGCGGGCUGGCGGGCGACAUGGUCAGGUCGGUGAUCUACCAGAUCCUCAGAGGGCUGGCCUACAUGCACGCCAACCAGGCCGUGCAUCGGGACAUCAAGCCGGAGAAUAUUCUUGUCGGAGGCAAGUUAGAAGGUUGUCAAAUUUGUGAUUUUGGGUUCGCGAGGUAUUUGAGGAAGGAGGCCGGCAUGCCCUUCACCGAGUAUGUCGCCACCCGCUGGUACCGUCCUCCUGAGCUGCUCGUAGGGGCGCCCUACGGCUGUCCGAUCGACAUCUGGGCCCUCGGCUGCAUCAUGGGCGAGCUGAUCGACGGCAACGCCCUGUUCCCAGGCGACAACGAAAUGGACCAACUUUUCCUCAUCCAAAAAUGCCUGGGCAGGCUAACCCCCUAACUCAACGAGUAUUUCCUCAAGCACCCGCCCUUCUUAGGCAUAAAGUUCCCUGAGAUCAUCCACAUCGAGACCCUGGAGAGGCGGUACGUUGGCAAGCUGCAGCCCCUGGCGAUAUCCCUCCUGAAGGGCAUGCUCAGGAUCGACCCUGAGGAGAGGCUCACUGCCGUAUAAUGCCUGCGACAUGCCUAUUUUGACGAGGUGAGGGUGGCUGACGAUAUGCGCGUCAUCGAGGAUGGAGCUUCCAAGGAAUUAAGGCUGCAGUCGGCCACCUCAAACCACGAUGAUCUGUAA
Hippocampus zosterae (dwarf seahorse) is the source of this 969-nucleotide messenger RNA. RefSeq names its product cyclin-dependent kinase-like 5. Gene Ontology annotation, cellular component: nucleus; cytoplasm. Lineage: Eukaryota; Metazoa; Chordata; Actinopteri; Syngnathiformes; Syngnathidae. Gene Ontology annotation, molecular function: MAP kinase activity; ATP binding. The record is from RefSeq and is a predicted model, not a curated record. Gene Ontology annotation, biological process: intracellular signal transduction; protein phosphorylation.